Messenger RNA from Owenia fusiformis, 807 nucleotides. The record is from the annotation of a GenBank genome assembly. NCBI's taxonomy places the organism in Eukaryota, Metazoa, Annelida, Polychaeta, Sabellida, Oweniidae.
AUUACCCAUAUUGCACCAAAAAACAAGAAUGGCAGAUUUUGACCAAAUAUACGAAGAAGACGAUGAAGAGGAAAGAUUCAUCGUAGAUGACCUCACUAUUCCCGUCCAAGACCCUAUCGUAAUCAGAGGUGCUGGUAAUGUCACUAUAUUUGCGCUAAGUAACAAGUUUGAGCCAGACUUUCCGACUGGUUUGGCUGCAAAGGUAGCCCCUGAGGAGUUCAAGGCCACUAUAGGCAGGAUAAACAGCGUGCUGAAAAAGACUUUACCAAUGAAUGUGAAAUGGCUGUUCUGUGGCUGCAUAUGUUGUUGUUGUACAUUGGGGUGCUCUUUGUGGCCAGUUAUUUGCCUUAGUAAACGGACGAGGCAUUCUAUAGAGAAGGUUCUGGACUGGGAGAACAAUAACUUAUAUUACAAACUGGGACUAAGAUGGAAACUAAGCAAACAGAAAUGUGAUACAACUAGUAUGAUGGAAUAUGUUCUUUUAGUAGAGUUUAUACCCAAAGUUCCAAUCCUACGGCCGGACUGACAGCAACUUCUCCAUUCUUCAUUAAACGGAACAUUACAUAGACUAAAAUCCACGAAAAUUCAAAAUUUUCUGAAUGAUCUCAAAAGAUGGCCUGUUAGCAAGUGAUAGAGCGACAUCUAUAGCUUGAUGGCAGGCUAAUCUACAAGUUAUAUGGACCAAUGCUAGAGCUAGUCCUCUAUUAAACUAUUAUAAAAUAGGCAGAGUGGUUUGUUGAUAUGGAAAGAUACAAAUUGUCUUGAUAACAGACAUGAGUAUGUUUCAAAAUCUGAAAUAGAGGACAU